AUGUCUGUGAUCAAGUGUUUAUAUUAUGUGUUGAUAGUUUUAUUCUUGAAUUCGUUGAACACUACGAACGCCGAAAAUAUAACCAUUGUUCUAAAUAAUACCUUAACAUGGGGCAACAAAGAGCUUUAUAGUGAUUUUGUAAAUGUCACGGCUAAUUCUACAUUACAAGUUGACUGUAUAAACAAAAAUACUAAUGUAUCAUACAUAAUCUUCCAAGUACACAGCCAUUUGUAUAAUAUAACUCUGUAUAAUACUACAAAUGUGCAAGGAUCGUCUGUGUACGGUACAAAUGUUGGUUUAUAUAGUAGUGUACUACCGGCGAUUGAUACAUUUUUUAUAUGGAACCAAAAUGAAAUCGAUCUCAUCUUGUACAUCUCCAUCCAUGGAUAUGGUUUAAAUGACCCGAUCCCUGGUGGUUGCAAUAUGGAGUUCCCAGUGCCAAUAUCACCAUAUCUCCGAACUCAAUAUAAUAAAGAUUACAUCUUAGUUGACGCACCUUCACCCAAAGAUAAAAUGGACGUUAAGUGCAAUUCCAUUGAUGAAGUGGUGUUGGUAUUUUACAAAAUGAACUUACCGGAGCGAAGUUUCGAUGCCGACGUUUAUUUUGACGGUAUUAUGAAAAUGAUGACAAUUGACAAUAUACAGGAGAAUGGAGAAUUUAUACCUGACAACGGCCUACAUAAUAGACGUAUGCUAAGCGCAUAUCCCGGUGUAGGUUCUAUAUAUGUAGCAGUGGCAAUAAGCGUUGCUAAUUCAAGUGCAUAUUCAGUAUACGCCCCGACAUAUACUUACGCUUGUUCGCCGAUCGAAGAUGGAGAUUGUGACGUCUAUGAUGAUGCACUAUCGCAAAUAAUUCUGGCAUCUUUACUAUUUUUGGGUUUAUUUGUAUGUUAUUACGGACACAGGUUUUUUAAGACUGAGAUGUUUUUAAUAGGCCUAACGAGUGGCGGGAUUGUGACGUAUGUGAUUAUUUCAAUUAUGGCGGAUUUGGACAGACCAGCCCUCCUAGGCGCGUCAAUUUUAUCAGGAAUAUGUUUUGGAGCUAUAUGGCUCCUAUUUUGGUGGUUCUAUGGAAUACCAUUACUAGCUGUUUUCCUUUCAACUUUAAAUGUUGGAUUUUUGUUUUCGGCAAUUAUUUAUAAUGGAUUACCAGGUGGGCUAAUAGCUUUACAAUCAGAUGUCAACUUCUGGUCAUUAUUCAUUUUCAUAAUGCUCACAACCUCUUUGCUUCUGGUGUCUAUGACUCUGCUGUCAAAUAUACUUUGUUGCGCGAUACUCGGCGCCUACGCAGUUGUAUACUCUAUGGAUUACUAUAUGGGAUCCAGUGUUAGGUAUAUCAUUAUAAAUUCGGUGCGGAGAGCGACGGUACCGAAAUUCAAUCGUGCUGUUUUGUCACCUCCUUUUGAAUGGAAGGAUUCCCUUAUGUGUUUGUUAUGGGUAGGAUUGGCUAUGUCUGGAUUCCUACUCCAACACUUCCAGAACUAUGGCCGGCCCCCUUUCCCCCCGCCACCCAGGAGUGUAAGACCUGGAGUACCGAGGUCCUUUUAUGGAACAACGGUUCUUGGAUCUGGACGUCAACCACGUGUCGUAUCGAGACAUCCACGCAGCACGGUAGCCAGCGAACGGUCUCCGUUGUUAGCGUAA
Molecule: messenger RNA, 1644 nt
Organism: Leptosia nina
Lineage: Eukaryota; Metazoa; Arthropoda; Insecta; Lepidoptera; Pieridae
Source: the annotation of a GenBank genome assembly